Brenthis ino (lesser marbled fritillary) is the source of this 345-nucleotide messenger RNA. The record is from the annotation of a GenBank genome assembly. Lineage: Eukaryota; Metazoa; Arthropoda; Insecta; Lepidoptera; Nymphalidae.
AUGUGGCUGAAAAUAUGCAAAAAACUCCUAUUUAUAUUAGAAUUAAAUGAACAAUGUCCUUUAAAUACACCAGAUACCACAUCUAAGUCUCAGUUCCGAGUUACGGCAGUCGGCACCAAGAGCGGCAAUGGUUCAAUAUCAGUGCGCGCGCAUCGUCGCCGCAUACAGCCGCGAGGGGCAUCACUGAUAACUGUGACCAUGAAAUAUUUAGUGGUGGUUUUGUUUGUUGCGGCGUGUGCGACUGCCGCGUCCGCUGCUGCCACCUCCUGUGCCCUCUCUGAAGAGUUCUUCGCGAGGCACAAUAUAUCAGCUCAUGACAGCGAUAAUGAACCAGGUGCAGAUUUU